GUAGAUCUGCAUGUGCGUCUGCAUGUGUGAGAGGAAGAGAAGAGACUGUCAGGGUCGCUGAGGGAAGUCACUCUGUGGCUGUGCAGUGAGCAGAUGCUCACAUGUGCGACUCACUCUGCUUCUGAAUCACCGGAGGAAGAAGUCCUCUCCUACAUCACUUACUUCUCUGUGAUUUUUGUCUGCAUUUUGCAAUUUCUUCAUCUUUGCAGACUUUCUCAUCCACUUUUUCUUCCCUGUAACAUUUUUGUUGCAUCUCUUUAUCCUUCCCCCCUCUUCUCUUAUCAACCAUGGAUAUUGGUGGCUUGACGACAGUUGUAGCCAACUCUGCCUACAUCUCGGCCCGCGGAAGCUUUGAUGGCACUGCCAACCCAGCGGCCAACCGAGACAAGAAGUUCCACUCCCGCCUGAAGCUGCCUCACAUCACGGUGUGCGAGGGUCUGCGGGAGACUUUAGACCUGGGCUUCCAGACGGUCUGUGUGGAGCAGCCCAUUGGCAAACGUCUCUUCCAGGAGUUCCUGGAGUCCAACAACGAGUACAAAGGACCCAGCCGUCUGUGGAAAGACAUCGAGGAGUACAACAAUGCCGAGGAUGAAGAUCGAGUCAACAAAGCGUGCAAGAUCAUAUCGCGUUAUAUGGAGCCUGAUGCCAAGUAUUACUGCCCCUUUCUGCCAGAAAAUGGCAUCACGAAGGUCAAAGAGAAGCACCAACAGGCUUCUGAUGACCUUUUCAACGAGACCAUGGACAGUGUGACGGACUUCCUCAAGGAAGUGCCCUACACUUUCUUCCUGGAGAGUAUGUACCUGAAGAGGUUUCUGCAGUGGAAGUGGCUGGAGAUGCAGCCCAUGGGAGAAGACUGGUUCUUGGAUUUUCGUGUACUGGGGAAAGGGGGUUUUGGGGAAGUCUUUGCCUGUCAGAUGAGGGGCACGGGGAAACUGUACGCCUGCAAAAAGCUCAACAAGAAGAGGCUGAAGAAGAGAAAAGGCUAUGAGGGCGCGAUGGUGGAGAAAAGGAUCCUGGCCCGAGUUCACAGCAGGUUCAUCGUCUCUUUGGCGUACGCCUUCCAGACGAAAACGGAGCUGUGUCUGGUCAUGACCAUCAUGAACGGCGGAGACCUGAGGUACCAUAUCUAUAAUGUGGAUGAGAACAACCCGGGAUUUGAAGAGCCACGAGCCUCCUACUAUGCUGCUCAGAUCAUUCAGGGCCUGGAGCACCUCCACCAGAAGAGGAUCAUCUACAGAGACCUCAAACCAGAGAAUGUGCUGCUGGAUAAUCAAGGUAACGUCCGUAUCUCUGACCUUGGUCUGGCUGUGGAGCUGGCUGAUGACCAGUUUAAAAUCAAGGGCUACGCCGGCACUCCAGGUUUCAUGGCUCCGGAGCUGCUGAAAGGUGAGGAAUACGACUACUCUGUGGAUUAUUUCACUCUGGGAGUCACUCUGUACGAGUUUCUGGCUGCUAAGGGGCCCUUCAGGACCCGAGGAGAGAAGGUGGAGAAUAAGGUUGUGAAGAAGCGGAUUUUGAAUGAUCCGGUAACUUAUCCGGAGAAGUUUAGCGAGAACGCCCGGUCCAUCUGUGAGAGUCUGCUGUGCAAAGAGGUCGACAAGAGGCUCGGCUUCAAGAACAACUCGUGCGACGAGCUGAGGGCGCACCCGUUCUUCAGCGAGAUUAACUGGAGGAAACUGAAUGCAGGGAUCCUUACGCCCCCUUUCGUGCCGGACUCCAAAACAGUUUACGCCAAGGACGUCGAUGACGUCGGGGCCUUCUCCACGGUUAAAGGCGUGCAGCUGGACGACAAGGACGUGGACUUUUUCGACGAGUUCGCCUCGGGGAACAUCCCCAUCCCCUGGCAGGAGGAGAUGAUCGAGACCGGCAUCUACGGCGAGCUCACAGUCUGGGGUCCGGGCGGCACUUUACCCAACGACCUGCGGCGGGAAUCCAUCCUGGAGCAGCCGCCCAAGUCCUCCACCUGCGCUGUGUCGUAAAGGGUUUCAAAUGACAUGAACUUUUUGCUUUUCUAGCACUUUUUCUACAGGUGGUCAGUACAGGUUAGACAUAAGUGUAUUUCGUCAUGAUAAAGCUGUACUGGUGGAGCUGCUCUAAGCCAUAAUCAGGGUUUUACGGUAUUAUUUGCGCUUUGUGUUCAGUUUGUUGCUGUAACGUCAUUUUGACUUCUCUUUGAGUUUUACAGGAACAAUUGAUUAUUCAGUGUUUGUGCGCGUGGACCGCAAAAAACUGCUUUUGUUUGUCUGCUUUUUUGCCAGCAUUCAGACUCUCUGAAAUGCAACUUAAUUAAUCAAAAACGUGGCAAAAACACCUGCACAGGUGAGCGCAUGUAUGCAGGUUUACGUCUGUGUUUCCACUUUUCAGCUCCAACAUUUUUGCACACUUUAAUAAGACUCUACCUGUAGCUGUAGAGAUAUUUAUGGAUUUAAAUAAAUACUUUGCCAUUAAAA
Messenger RNA from Oreochromis niloticus (Nile tilapia), 2450 nucleotides. RefSeq names its product G protein-coupled receptor kinase 1 a (gene grk1a). NCBI's taxonomy places the organism in Eukaryota, Metazoa, Chordata, Actinopteri, Cichliformes, Cichlidae. Gene Ontology annotation, cellular component: cytoplasm. Gene Ontology annotation, molecular function: ATP binding; rhodopsin kinase activity. The coding region runs from base 288 to 1979 and encodes 563 amino acids. The record is from RefSeq and is a predicted model, not a curated record. The transcript is spliced from 7 exons. Gene Ontology annotation, biological process: regulation of opsin-mediated signaling pathway; protein phosphorylation; signal transduction.